Molecule: messenger RNA, 2169 nt
Organism: Lates calcarifer (barramundi perch)
Lineage: Eukaryota; Metazoa; Chordata; Actinopteri; Centropomidae
Product: E3 ubiquitin-protein ligase TRIM39-like
Molecular function (GO): protein binding; zinc ion binding
Source: RefSeq, a predicted model, not a curated record
CAUUUCAAGCUCCACCCCUGAUCUGACUUCCUGAAACAAACCAGGAAACAGUUUGUUCCUCGUCACUAAAGAGAGACACAGGCUGAAAAACAUUUGAUCAGAUUCACCUUCAGACCAAACUAACAGCUUCCUCUGAGUGAGUCCAGCUACAGGAGAGAAAAGAGGAAAACUACAAUACUGCUGCUUCAACCUGCUGACUCUCCACACACUGAAGCUUCACUCAGACUAAAUGGCUUCCAGAUCAGAGGAGGAUCUCUGCUGUCCGGUCUGUCAGGAGGUCUUUAGAGAUCCUGUUCUUCUGUCAUGUAGCCACAGCUUCUGUAAAGACUGUCUGAAGAGAUGGUGGAGAGAGAAACCAACACCAGACUGUCCAGUUUGUAAGAUAGAACCACCUGUUAGUCUGGUGUUAAAGAAGCUGUGUGAGUCCUUCUUACAGGAGAGAGAUCAGAGAUCUUCAGAGGCUCUCUGCAGUCUGCACUCUGAGAAACUCAGACUCUUCUGUCUGGACCAUCAGCAGCCAGUGUGUGUCGUCUGCAGAGAUUCAGAAAAACACUCCAACCACAGCUUCAGACCCAUCGAUGAAGCUGCACGACAACACAAGAAGGAACUUCAGGAAACUCUGGAGUCCUUAAAGAAGUUAGAGAGUUUAGAAGAAGUUAAAGUGAAGUUUGAUCAAACAGCAGAACACAUUAAAUUCCAGGCCCGACACACAGAGAGGCAGAUUAAGGAGCAGUUUAAGAAGCUUCACCAGUUUCUAGAAGAGGAAGAGGAGGCCAGGAUGGCUGCACUGAGGGAGGAAGAGGAGCAGAAGAGUCAGAUGAUGAAGGAGAAGAUGGAGGCUCUGAGCAGAGAGAUAGCAGCUCUUUCACACACAGUCAGAGCCACAGAGGACGAGCUGAGAGCUGAGGACGUCUCAUUCCUCAACAACUACAAGGCUGCAGUGGAAAGAGUCCAGCAGCGCCCCCUGCUGGAGGAUCACCAGCUGCUCUCAGGAGCUCUGAUAGACCAGGCCAAACACCUGGGCAACCUGACCUUCAACAUCUGGAACAAGAUGAAGGACAUGGUCUCCUACAGUCCUGUGGUUCUGGACCCAAACACUGCUCAUCCAGAACUGAUCCUGUCUGAAGAUCUGACCAGUCUGAGACCAGGAGAGGAACAGCAGCUUCCUGACAAUCCAGAGAGAUUUAAAUACUUCCGCUCUGUCCUGGGCUCUGAGGGUUUUAACUCAGGGACUCACAGCUGGGAUGUCGAGGUUGGACAAAGUACAGACUGGAUACUGGGUGUGUCAGCAGAGUCUGUCCAGAGGAAGGGAGACAUAGCUUCUGGAUUAUGGAGAAUAAGGUUCUAUAAAGGUGAAUACUCAGCACGGUCACCAUCAGCUUCAUUCACUGUUCUCUCAGAGCAGAAGAAUCUCCAGAGGAUCAGAGUGAAUCUGGACUGGAACAGAGGAAAGUUGUCGUUCUCUGAUCCUGAUACUAACACACACAUACACACCUUCACACACACUUUCACUGAGAAGAUGUUUCCAUACAUUUUCACUGUGGAUAAUCUCCCAGUGAGGAUGUUACCAGUGAAGGUCUCUGUGACAGUGGAACAGAUCAGUCAGAGAUAAAGAGGAUGAUCAGAUUUAUAAUGUUGUUUAUUUCUUAAAGGGAAAAGUCAGAGAAUUUAACGUCUUAAACUGCACCUGUCCUCCUGCUGUCUCAUUAUUCCAAAGCUCUGUUUAUUUCUCUUUCACUUCUUUUAUUUCCAUCUUCUUCUUUUCUAGUUGAACUAUUUGCUUUUUCUUUCUAUUGUCGAACUUUUCAUAUGUGAAAAAUGAUUUCACUCAUUUUCUGAUCUUUAUAUUUGGUUUGUUUUUAUUGAUUCUGUGUCAUUUUAAAUUGUUUUUAGGUUUUUUGUCAUUGUGACUUUGUGUGGAGCUGUGAAGAGCAGCAAACUGAUGGAGAUCCAAAUAUGUUUUUUUUAAAAACCACACAUUUAUCAAUAACUGCAGGUUUGAUCAUUGUUCAGAUUCAACAAACUUUAUUUUAAAUUCUCGUCCAGACGAUAAAGUUUCCAAACAUGAAAAGUGAUUCAAUGGUUAAUUACAUAAAUGAAAUGUUUCAGAGAUAUAGAUUCUAUGUAAUGUUUUCUACUUGGAUGAAAUAAAAUGAGAAUAAAACAUUG